Molecule: messenger RNA, 2130 nt
Organism: Doryrhamphus excisus (bluestripe pipefish)
Lineage: Eukaryota; Metazoa; Chordata; Actinopteri; Syngnathiformes; Syngnathidae
Gene: mfsd8l1
Product: major facilitator superfamily domain containing 8-like 1
Biological process (GO): transmembrane transport
Molecular function (GO): transmembrane transporter activity
Source: RefSeq, a predicted model, not a curated record
GAUGUAUGAGCGCUUAAAACGCGCAGGAGGAGCGAGUCUCGGCUUCUUGUCACCUUCUCGUAUUAAGGUGCAGCCGGUACUGGUUCUCGGAUUCAGCCAUGUCCCACGGACGGAAGCCUUUAUCGACUUUUCUCGUCGCUUCGUGGCGAUAAUGUGGAUGAACGUUGAACGUGUUUAGCAGCCUACCGGGAUGGAUCAUGGACGCAAAAAGAAGCUGACGUUUAUCACCAUCGGAUUUAUCUUCUUGUUGAGCGGCGUGGAAUAUGCCGUCAUCCUGCCCACAAUAUGGAAGUACUUGCAAACCCUGGACGCACCGCCGUACUUCCUGGGUUUGACCCUAUCAGCAUUCAGCCUGAGCGGCCUCCUGUCAGGGCCGCUGUUUGGUCACUGGUCUGACAGAACCCGAACCACCAAGAAGAUUAUCUUGCUUUCCAACCUUUUUGAGAUUGUGGGUAACUUCAUGUACUUCCUGGGCUUCUCCAGGUGGCUCCUGCUGUCCAGCAGGCUGGUGGCAGGCAUCGGCACAGGCGCCGGCUCGUCCAUCUUCGGCCUCCUGACCAGAAGCACACGCCCACAGGAUCGCUCCACGGUGUUUGCCGCCGUCAUGGUGUGUCGACAGGUGGGCCUUCUCAUUGGUCCGGCAUUUAACAUCUUCCUGCGACUGUGUGACUUCCAUCUGGGUCCCUUCGUGGUCAACACCUACACGGCACCAGGGUUGUUCAUGUGUCUACUUUGGAUUCUUCUUCAACUGGCUGUGCUCUUCCUGUACUGGGAUCUUCCACCUCUGGAAAAGGGGAAGGAUGCGGCUAAGGCGCCGCACGGCGUCGCUGAAAAUGAAGAAGCGAUGGAGGAAGAGGAGGGCGAGGAUAACGACGAGGGAAAGCCGCUGAUGCGUUCCCAGGAGCUGGCGGGAUCCUACGGCUCGGUGCUCGCUUCCGACUCACACGGGAAUCGCAGCACUUCGACUUCCGAUCCGAGCGCGAAUGCGAAUCCCGUUUCCCCGUCCCCCGAGGCAGCGGCGUCACAGGAAGCCUGGAGGCCCUUUAAGAGCGUCAGCCUCUCGCGUGAGUUCCUGAGGGAGGAGGUGGUCGUGCUGCUGGCUGCCCAGUUCAUCACCCUCUUCAACCAGACCGCCCUGGAGACCAUGGUGACCCCGCUGACCCAGAAGUACUUCAACUACGGGGAGCUGGAGAACAGCCUCAUGUAUUGCCUGUGCGGCGUGGAGGUGAUCGCCGGCUUCCUGUUCGUGCGCUGGCUGAGCCGGCGUGUUGCUGAGCGAGUCAUUCUGGCCGUCGGCCUCGGAAUUUGCAACAUCUCCUGCGUCUGGUGCCUCAUCUUCGUGGCCAAGCCACUAGGUGGUUUCCCGUGGCAGCUGACCGAGUUCAUCGUAGGCGUCUUCCUGCAGGUUCUGGGUCUGCCGUUUGUAGCAGUUGCCCAGAUUUCCCUCUUCUCCAAAGUCACCUCUGAGGAAACGCAAGGUUUCAGUCAGGGGGUGCGGCGCUCGGUGGGGGGUUUGGCCACCAUCCUGGGCCCACUGUGGGCGGGCGGCCUCACGUCCAACCUGUACAUCAUGAUCGGGGUCAUGAUGGCGCUGCUGGUGCUGCUGACGGUGAUGCUGGCCUUCUCCUAUAAGCGGCUGGUGGAACCUUCUGGAGAGGAGGAAGUGGAAAGCAGAGUCAGCUGCUAGUUGCUAUGGAAGGUCUGCAGGCUUCCUGGACGUGUUUGGAAAGUGCAGCACCCUAAAUAAGGAUGAGUUUGGUGAAUAUGUAUAUUUCCCAUGGAAAUAUGGAAUCCAACUCACACGUUUGUCCCAUUGUAGGAUCAUAGUUUUAUUGGUUAUGUCUUAUAAAUGAUAGCUUUGUUCAGUGCACACAUGGAAUACUCCAUUGGAACACUAGAGGGCGCACUUGGACUGCUAUAUUGGAACACUAUAGAGGGGGAACCUGGACUGCUCCAUUGGAACACUAGAGGGCGCACUUGCACCUCAAUGGAAUAAUACUGCUGCACGUGCGUCAUGAGAUGUAUUAUUUUUAUUCUAUGUACCAAUGCUUGCUAUGAGUAUUUAUUGUCGUUAAGAUUAAUUAAUAUGUUCAUUCAAUGCAGCAAAUUUAAUUCAAUUAAAGUAAAAUA